Molecule: messenger RNA, 1806 nt
Organism: Cucumis melo (muskmelon)
Lineage: Eukaryota; Viridiplantae; Streptophyta; Magnoliopsida; Cucurbitales; Cucurbitaceae
Exons: 4
Coding region: 1-1806 (601 amino acids)
Biological process (GO): DNA integration
Molecular function (GO): nucleic acid binding; zinc ion binding
Source: RefSeq, a predicted model, not a curated record
AUGUCUGACUUCAAACUUGUUCGAAAGGUUCUCAGAUCCCCGCCCUCCAAAUUCAACAUGAAAGUCACAGCGAUCGAAGAAGCUAAUGACCUAUCUAAAAUGAAAUUGGAUGAACUGUUUGGGUCACUGCGAACCUUCGAAAUUCACUUGAGACACACAGCCAGCAGAAGGAAACUGGGACUAGCACUAACCUCAGUAAAGGAAGAGCCAAUCGAGGAACACCGAGUGAUGCAGGGUAAUGAUGCUCUUACAGAAUCAGUAGUUGUGCUGAAAAAACAGGUUGCGAAACUUAAAAACCAGUUUCACAAAUACAUGGGAAACCAACGCAACAACAGAGAGGACCAGUGUCAUGAAUGUGAAGAAUUUGGUCAUAUUCAAGCCGAUUGUGCUACUUAUCUUAAAUGCAAGAAAAAGGGUCUAGUAGCUACCUUCUCUGAUGAAGAAGAUUAUUCUGAAAGCGACGAUGAAGACCUUGGAAUGGCCCUGAUUAGUAUCUGCACCAUGAAUGAUGAAGAAAAUGUUCAAACACAUGACCAGCUGGAAUCAAAGAACUUAACUGACGACGCAGCAGACAGAAAGAAGACAGAAGAUCAAGAAGUUAUCCUGCAACAACAAGAACAAAUUCAAGAUCUAGUGGAAGAGAACCAAAGCUUCCUAUCCUCUAUAGUAACCCUAAAAGAAGAACUAGCGGAAACCAAGCAUCAAUUCGAAGAACUCCUAAAAUUUGUAAAGAUGCUGACAAAUGGGACCCUGAAACUAGAUGACAUACUCACCAAGGAAGGAGGGCUGACGACAAAAGACGCCUCGGAUUUGCAAAAAGGGACACACCUGGAACUCGAUACUCAACAGACCAAAUAUCUGAGGAGUCCUAGAACAGAAUGGCGCCGAAAAAUCCACAUUGAAAACUGCAAGGUUGCUCUCACCUCUGUCAAAGGCCUCAACUCUAGUGACUGGUACUUUGACAGUAGGUGUUCCAGACACAUGACAGGUAAUGCAGAUUUCUUUUCUGAUCUGAGUGAAUGCAAAGCUGGGUCAAUAGUAUUUGGAGAUGGAGGAAAAGGAAAAAUAAUUGGCAAAGGAACGAUUAACCGUCCAGGUCUACCAUUUCUUCUUGAUGUUCGACUAGUACAAGGACUGGCUGCAAAUCUCAUAAGCAUCACCCAAUUAUAUGACCAAGGCUAUCAAGAUGCAGAGGUGACCUUAUGCAAUCUAUUAAAAGUGGAAGAAGUUGGACUCUGGCACAAACGACUUAGACACCUUAGUGGCUCUACUAUCUCAAAAGUCACCAAAGUUGAUGCCAUCAUCGGUCUUUCCUUGCUAUCAUUCUCGUCAUUAGAAAGAUGUUUAGAGUGCCCAGCUGGCAAGCAAGUCAAGUCUGUGCACAAGCCUAUAAAUAUCUCCUCGACGUCCCAUAUUCUGGAACUUCUUCAUAUAGACCUAAUGGGGCCCAUGCAAACAGAAAGCUUGGGAAGAAAACGGUAUGCAGUAGUGUGUGUAGACGAUUUCUUCCGCUACACCUGGAUAAAAUUUAUCCUUGACAAAUCAGAAACCUUUAAGACAUGUCAGACCUUGUUCACUCAACUCCAAAGAGAGAAAAAUACUGGUGUUGGCCGAAUACGAACUGAUCAUGGGCAUGAAUUUGAGAAUCAACACUUUGCUGAGUUCUGUGAUAAUGAAGGCAUCUUUCAUGAGUUCUCUGCCCCUUUAACACCACAACAAAAUGGAGUUGUAGAGAGAAGGAAUCGAACCUUAGAGGAGAUGGCCCGGGUGAUGAUCCAUGCAAAGCACCUACCAAUCCAAUUCUAG